AUGAGUCCCAAAGAUGGGGACCUUCAAAGCAAAACCAUGCUUCUAAAUGGUAUCCAGUUACAACUCACAGAGAAGGAAGGCAUCCCAAAUCUCCAACCCAUCCGUUCCCGUCUGAGUUCUCCACUAUAUAUAAGCUCAUUAUCCAUUUCAUUCAUAGUGUUUCCUAAUUUUGAUUCUCCCGCCUGUGCCUAA
Linum tenue is the source of this 192-nucleotide messenger RNA. The record is from the annotation of a GenBank genome assembly. NCBI's taxonomy places the organism in Eukaryota, Viridiplantae, Streptophyta, Magnoliopsida, Malpighiales, Linaceae.